Messenger RNA from Triticum dicoccoides, 1546 nucleotides. Its product is annotated as glutathione S-transferase T3-like. The coding region runs from base 207 to 1154 and encodes 315 amino acids. Lineage: Eukaryota; Viridiplantae; Streptophyta; Magnoliopsida; Poales; Poaceae. The record is from RefSeq and is a predicted model, not a curated record. The transcript is spliced from 5 exons.
UGGUCUCGCCGGCGCCUAAGUCCGCCCCGCCGCCGGGGAUCCCAUCGGCCUUCCCUUCAAAGCAGAGAACAAGCACUUGGAUCCCCCCAAGACCACAAGAGUCUCUGGCGGCUAGUCUGCAGCAACCAAGUGAAUCGGGUCCUACGGCUCAAGGUCCUUGUUGGGCACCGCCUGCCUGCAUCGGUGACUCUACAUCACCUUGGUACAUGGCUGGCAAUAUGGACUACUCUGAUCCACAAGUAUGGGGAGUGGAUUCUCACCCACCUGGUGGUUACCUUAGUUACUUUCAGAACACGGCAGGCCCCACACAACCUAUGCACAAUGGGAGUUCACCGCAACCAGUCAAUGCUGGCGAUGACACAAAUGGUGGUGAUUGUGGAAGGACCGAAAAACGCUUGCUAUGGAAAAAACAAGAAGAUCUUCGAUUGGUCAGUGCUUGGUUGAAUAAUUCCAAUGACCCAAUCCAAUCAAACUACAGGAAGAAUGAACAAUAUUGGAAAGAUGUUACUGCUGUCUACAAUAGUACCACCCCAAAAAACAGGGAACGACUAGUCAAGCAAGUGAAAGAUCGCUUUGGGAGAAUUAAGAAAAGGGUUGCAUGGUUUUGUGCGAGUUAUAAGGAGGCUAGUGCUUUGUAUGCUAGUGGUGAAUCUGAUGCAGAUUUAAAGAAGAGGGCAAUGCAAACUUAUGAGGAAGAUCACAAAAAAGAUGGUCCGCUUAUGUUUGAGCAUUGCUGGGAGAUUCUUAAAAAGGAACCAAAAUGGGACGCAUAUUUGGAACGCCUAGAAGAUCUGGAGCCGGACAAGAGGAAGUUUAGUGUUGAUGAUGAAGUAGGGAAGCAUUCCACUAUAGAUGAUGAUGAUGAUGAAGAUGAACGUCCACCGGGUGGCAAGCAAGCUAAGGAGAAGCAGAAACGAAAAAGAAAGGAUGAAGUUUGUAUAAUAGAUCUUGAAGAUGGGCUUCAAAAGUUUGUAGAUGCCCAGAAUGUAGCAAAUGAAGGCCGCAAAGAUACGUUAGAGACCCAAAGGCGUGUUUCUGCUGAGAAUCUUGAAGCACGGAAGCUUGCUCACCUUGCGGCAAAAGAUCACAAAGAGUCGGUCAAUGCUAGAAACAUAUCGCUCAUUGGUGAUGCAAGACACAACCGGGAUGCCUGAAGAUGUGAGAUCUGAGCAUGUGUUGGCAUUGAAGUGUUUAAGGGAGAAGCUAUUUGGCAAAAUGGUCUAAGGAGUGAGGUGUGAUGUGGUGAUUGCGGCAGCUGUUACUUAUAGUGGUUGAAGGUUAUUGAUGCAAAUGAGUGGUUGCUCCUUUCCAGCGAAGUACCCUCCAUGCUUUAUGACUUUUGUCAUCGUCCAGAUCAAAACUAUGAUUGUUGCUUGUGGUCGUGAACGGCUUGUUUGCCGGAGAUGUUAUCUAUUAUGUUUGCGGAGUGCUUUCUUAAAGACUUAUGUAAUCUUAAGUAAUUACUCAUGAUGCUAUGGAGUAGUAUGAUGCUGUGUGACAUGUUUGGAGUACUAUGAUGCUGUAUGACAUAUGUUUGUUGCCUAAA